GUGUGUCUAAGAGUACUUGUUGAGAUGAGGGAUUUGACUUUGGUGCCUCACCAUUUAUAUGGAACCAUAGAUAUUAUAUUCUUCAACACAAAACAAACAUGAAAACUGAUCUCUCUUUGCACAUAGAUGCCGAGCAAGAACAAGAAAACAAACUAGAGUACGAUGUUGAUGUUGAGGAAGAAAUGAAACAAACACAGCUGCAAUUAGAAGCUGGAGAAAUAGAAGAACAUGUUGUAUCUUUGCAAGACAACAAGAACUAUAAAACUAGAGAGCAGGAGGAGGACCUGAAUGUGUUACAAAUGGAGAUGGAUCGCAUCAAAGAGGAGAAUCAAGCUCUGAGGAAACUGGUGGAACAAACUAUGAAAGACUACUAUGAUCUCCAAAUGAAAAUUUCCAACAAUUAUAAUAACAAACACAUCAAGGAUCUUGAAAUUUCUGUCCAAAGGGCAUCACCGACAAUUCAUGAUGAUGAUGAUGAACUGAGUUUGUCACUGAGGUUGAAUAAUACAAGUAGCACAUCAUGGAGGAUUCAUCAACAAGAGAGGGUCACAGAUAAUAUUAUUAAUGAAAAACUAAUUUCAAGUUUUGCAUCAUCAUCAUCAUCAUCACUGCAGAACAAGUUAAUAAUAAGGGGAACAACACAUGAUGAUACUGCUAUCACUACUCAUCAUCAUCAUCAUCAUCAUCUUUCUGCAGCAGCUUCCACCACUACUCCAAACAGAAAACCUAGGGUUUCUGUUAGAGCCAGAUGCGAGGAAGCCAAAAUGAAUGAUGGGUGCCAAUGGAGAAAAUAUGGCCAAAAAAUUGCAAAAGGGAAUCCAUGCCCUCGAGCUUAUUAUCGUUGCACUGUAGCUCCAGGUUGCCCCGUUAGAAAACAGGUGCAAAGAUGCUUGGAUGACAUGUCAAUACUAAUCACAACGUAUGAAGGGACACAUAAUCAUCCACUGCCGGUGGGUGCAACUGCCAUGGCUGCAACAGCUUCUGCACCUGCUUCCUUUACUCUUUCUCAUGGUGUCUCUGCAUCACAACCUCACUUUCCAUGGAUCACCAAUAAUAAUAACGUGUCGGCAAUAGCCUCAGAUCCUAUCAAGUUCAAGGUUGCGGUUGCGGCAGCCAUAACAACUCUCUUCACCAAUAAUAAUAAUAAUAAUAAUAAUAAUAAAGAAAGCCAUCAUCAUCAUCACGGUGGUAACUGGAGGUACCUAUAACAACAACACCAGUAACUGGAUCAUAGAAUCUCUCUCCAGAAACGUUAGGCCCAAUUGAUUGAUAUUCAUCAUAUAUAUAUAUAUAUAUAUAUAUAUAUAUAUAUAUAUAUAUAUUAUUGAGAAAAAUAAA
Arachis stenosperma is the source of this 1338-nucleotide messenger RNA. RefSeq names its product probable WRKY transcription factor 9. The record is from RefSeq and is a predicted model, not a curated record. Gene Ontology annotation, molecular function: sequence-specific DNA binding; DNA-binding transcription factor activity. The transcript has 5 exons. Bases 99 to 1208 code for a protein of 369 amino acids. Gene Ontology annotation, biological process: regulation of DNA-templated transcription. NCBI's taxonomy places the organism in Eukaryota, Viridiplantae, Streptophyta, Magnoliopsida, Fabales, Fabaceae.